Penicillium odoratum is the source of this 2223-nucleotide messenger RNA. RefSeq names its product cytochrome c oxidase assembly protein. The record is from RefSeq and is a predicted model, not a curated record. NCBI's taxonomy places the organism in Eukaryota, Fungi, Ascomycota, Eurotiomycetes, Eurotiales, Aspergillaceae. Gene Ontology annotation, cellular component: mitochondrial inner membrane. Gene Ontology annotation, molecular function: copper ion binding. The coding region runs from base 1 to 2223 and encodes 740 amino acids. The transcript has 8 exons.
AUGGUUCCCGGUACUAUGGAACCUGCAGGUCGGCUCAUUUUCUCGGAUAGACACUUGAAUGCUCAAAUCCUCAAGCCGAUUAUCCGCGCUUAUGCUUUGGGAUAUCUCUCCUCCGUUACGCCCAAACUCAUCACAUUUGCCCGAAGAUUGGGAAGCAAGAAUGUUUCCAUGAAGCAGAAGCUGCAGGAGCUUGCGCAGACUCUGGCUGGGCCUCUGCGCCUGAACAAUUUUCCAACAUUCUGUGGACUCUUAGUGGGGGGAUCAACCAUCCUUCCGGUUUUCUUGUAUCGGAUAUGCGCAUGGACUGUAGCCGCCUCCAAGGGGAACAUUCGGAUAUCCCAACGAGGCCAACAACUCCUUCAAUUCGCCACCGCCUUCCUAUCUGCAUGGUUCAGUUUUCAAUUGCUAAACAAAAACCGUGCAAUCUCACGACAGGAUGUCAGGGCUCGGAAAAUCUCUUCCAGUCAAGAUGACUCUAGCAAUACCCCGACCAAUACUCUUGGGCGUCCCCAUCUGGAGUUGGUCGGGAGGACGAUGGACCUGACUCUUUUCACGGUCACAAGAGCGGUCGACGUGAUAGCAUGUAUCGUAUGGAAACGCUGGUAUCGCCGCCGCAAGGCCCAAGGUCGCUGGACGGCCAUAGAGGCCGUGGCUCCUGGUCUUGCUGACGCUGGAGUUUUUGCUUCCAGUGCGGCUAUAGUCAUGUGGGCCUGGUUCUAUCUUCCCGAGCGGUUACCACGGACGUACGAGAAAUGGAUUGGAGAGGUGGCAAAGGUGGAUACCCGCUUAAUCGAAGCUCUUCGUCGCGCUCGCCGUGGGACUUUUGUCUACGGCAAGGAUACAGGCCAAGCGCCGCUCCUUGAAUCCAUGUGUAGGGAUUACAAUUGGCCUGAAGAAUGGGGUGAUCCAUCUAAGGUGGCCCCCAUUCCAUGCGAAAUGGUACACAUGGGAGCCGGUCCUAAUUGCGAGAAGCACGCAGUAUCGCGCUUUGCCAGAACCUUCAGGUUUGCCUGUGCAACCUACAUUCCGCUACAGAUUGUCCUCCGCCUAAGGGGGAUGAAGUCCACGGCUGCACUGGGCCGCGCUAUUUCUGACGCUGCCCGGUCAUCUGCGUUUCUUGCUUCAUUUGUGAGCCUGUUUUACUAUUCUGUUUGUCUAGCACGGACACGGCUUGGCCCCAGAAUUUUCGACCCGAAGACCGUCACUCCGCUAAUGUGGGACUCUGGUCUCUGCGUUGGGGCAGGAUGUCUCAUGUGUGGUUGGAGUGUACUGGUUGAGAAAGCGCGGAAGAGACAGGAAUUGGCGCUCUUUGUGGCACCUCGGGCUGCGGCCACGGUGUUGCCACGGUUAUAUGAAAAGAAAUAUCAAUACCGGGAGCGCAUUGCCUUUUCCAUCAGCGCCGCCAUACUUUUUACAUGUCUCCGUGAAAAUCCACGCAUGGUCCGUGGAGUUUUCGGCCGCAUUACGACAAGUGUAUUAUUCCCCCCGUUGGGGCCUCGCACAUUCACAGUUGGGAUUCCAUCGCGAUCAAUAUACUUCCGCAAAGGCAUAUUUGAAGCUGAGAAGCGUUACUUUUCGAGGAACUCCUUCCUCCAUGCGAAACAUCAUGCCUCCUCCGCGCCGUUCAACACUCCUCAGUCGCAGCAGCGUAACAGCUCUACAUUGUACUACACCAUCAGUAUGAUCCUAGGAACUGUGGCUCUUGCCUACGGUUCCGUCCCUCUCUACAAAAUGAUCUGCCAACAAACCGGAUGGGGCGGUCAACCCAUCACCACCCACCGCGGCGGCGGUGAGGAUACAGCAUCCCGCGUGACUCCCGUAACCGACUCCCGCCGGCUCCGCAUCACAUUCAAUGGAUCUGUCUCCGAUGUUCUGCCAUGGAAGUUUACUCCACAACAACGUGAAGUCCGCGUGCUGCCGGGCGAGACUGCGCUGGCCUUCUACACCGCAACCAACAAUGGCCCCAACGAUAUCAUUGGAGUUGCAACAUACAGUGUGACUCCAGGCCAGGUUGCGCCUUAUUUCAGCAAGAUUCAGUGUUUCUGCUUUGAGGAGCAGAAGCUCAAUGCGGGCGAGUCAGUAGACAUGCCCGUAUUCUUCUUCAUUGACCCGGAUUUCGCUACGGAUCCGAAUAUGAAGGGAAUUGAUACGAUCACUCUGUCUUAUACUUUCUUCAAAGCGAAAUAUGAUGAUAACGGGGUGUUGAAACCAAUCGCCUCGUGA